Molecule: messenger RNA, 1446 nt
Organism: Oppia nitens
Lineage: Eukaryota; Metazoa; Arthropoda; Arachnida; Sarcoptiformes; Oppiidae
Product: O-acyltransferase like protein-like
Exons: 6
Coding region: 163-1446 (427 amino acids)
Source: RefSeq, a predicted model, not a curated record
UACUGUUCAUCAUUAAGACCAAACAAACCAAAUGUUUGGAUCGACUAUUUAAAACAAUAUUCACUGAUUGAUGCUAACAAACAAUUGUUUAGUCCAUUAACUAAUAGACUAUUAGCUGCCGAUGCGCUGCAAUUGUUAUAUAGUUUUUGGUUGUUGGCUGUUAUGAAUUAUACGUCAAUUAUUGGCAGCGGUUUUGUUGGUUACAGGAAUGUCCACAAUAGUUAUCUGUUAAACAUUGUCAAUGAAACCAAAUAUUUUUGGUUACGCACACUAUUUCAUAAAGAUAUGAUACUUGUCAUUAGCGGAAUUUACAUAUCGUAUGACUUUUUUGGUGACAAACAGAUUCCGUUAACAGUUUGGCAAUACAUUAGAUUUGUCGGUGAAAAGUGGUAUCGUUUAACAGUAAAAAUGUUGGCGUCAUUGCUUGUCUUUAACCUACUAUCCCUAAUUGGGUCCGGGCCAUUAUGGAACACUGGUUAUCCUACAUUUGUAGAGUCGUGUUCACAAAAUUAUUGGGCAAACCUAUUAUUUAUUAGUAAUCUAAUACACGAAUCAUCUCAAUUGUGUAAUCCCGGAACCUGGUUUAUAUUACUUAUAUUUCAAUUACAUAUAAUAUCACCGCUAUUUUUAGUGCCAUUCAAAAUAUCCCCACAUUUUGGCUAUAUAUUUAAUUUGAUUGCCUUUUUGCUAACAUGUGUUGUAAAUAUUUUACAAAAACUAUUGUUAAACUUGAAGGCUAUGCCCUACGAGGCGGCCGAAGUGCACACCGCUAUUGAGAUGAGGCAAUCAAUUAUGCGGUUAUUUGGUUUUCCCGACCAAUACAUCUCUAUAUUUAUUGUGGGCAUUGUGUUUGGUUAUAUUAUGCGAAACAAAAAUCAACUUGAUAAUUUAGUGAAAAACAUACAUGUCAAAUUUGUUAACUCAAUUAUAUGCUAUUCAUUGUUUAUUGCGGUCAUAGCUUGGAGUGAAAACUUUAAAGAUAUGAAUGUCAUUCAAAAUAAAUACAAUUUUAAUUUAUGGUUCACUUUCGGUAAAGUUUUUUGGACUAUUGCUAACUUAUGGCUUAUGUAUGAUGUGCUCAGCAAAGAUAUGUUUCAAGUUUUAUUAUCAUCUUCACUAUUUGGUGUAAUAUUGAGGUUGUCUUAUGGUAUAUUAUUAAUUGGUCCAAUAGUUAUUGGCUAUAGAAAGCUAACAUUACGCGAUACUGUGCCUUUAAGACAUUCAGCUCAGAUUGAGCAUCUAAUUAUGGACAUAGCCUUGAUGAUUGUCAUCUCAUAUUUAAUGUACAUUUUUAUUGAAUAUCCAUUAAUCAAAUUGUUGAAUAUAUUUAAAAAUAAAAAAUUAGAUAAAAAACAAAAUAAUUUAAUCGUAAAAUCUACUCAAACGGCUAUCGAUGAAAACAGUAUGCUAUCAAAUAAAAGUGGGUCACAGUUAAGAAUUUAUUGA